UUUGCUAGAUUCAAGCCAUGGUGGAUCUUAUGGAAAAGAUGAAAGGAUGACACCACUUGAUCAACAUGAUCAGAUUUUUGGUAGACUUCAGUUUCCUGUCACAACAGAUACUGAGGCUUGGUCAGAGAAAAUAAAAAGGCUUCAUUUACUGUUAACUGUCAAGGAGUCUGCUAUGGAUGUACCAUCCAACUUGGAUGCUAGGAGGCGUAUAUCUUUCUUCUCCAAUUCUUUAUUUAUGGAUAUGCCACCUCCUCCAAAAGUUCGCAAUAUGCUGUCCUUCUCGAACUGAUGAUGACCUUCCACCAACACAUCAAAAUAGAAUUCCCAGAGGGGCACGUCUUACUGGGAAUGGAAGAUCUGCUGUAGGUUCAAUUUCAUACCCCAGGAUGUAUGGUGAAAUUGAUAUGGAAACUCAAAUUCACCAACUUGAGCAGGAAGCUUACAGUUCAGUUCUGCGAGCCUUUAAGGCUCAAGCUGAUGCCAUUACUUGGGAGAAGGAAAUUUUGAUUACAGACCUAAGAAAAGAAUUAAGAUUAUCAAAUGAAGAACACAGGGAACUUCUAGGCCGUGUUAAUGCUGAUGAUGUCAUACAUAGAAUAAGGGAGUGGAGACAGACAGGAGGCCAUCAGCCUGGUGUGCUGAGUACUGGACAGGCUAUUCAUGAUUCAAUUCCGAGUCCCACAGUCUCUGCAUCCCGUAAGAAGCCGAAGAUAACACCCUCUGUACCAUCACAAUCUUUUGGUGGGCCUUCUCCUCCAUUUCACUCGCAACCCUCUGCUGCAUCCCCCCAGCCAUCUUCUGUUGCAAAACGUGGAUCUGUCCCUGGAUCUAAGGGAAAGAAGCAAAAACCUGGCCAAGUCUUGACAGGUGUAUCUUCAAAAAAACAAUAUCCUUUAUUAGGAUCAGGUGGAAGGAAUCAAGUGCCAGAUAGAGUUACUUCUGGUACUGUUAUGGCUGAGCUUGCCGAGGGAGUUGCAUCAUUUGAUUCAGUGAUCGGUAGGAGAGUACGAACAAGAUGGCCUGAUGACAAUAACUUCUAUGAAGCUGUUAUCUCUGACUACAAUCCAAUUGAUGGUCGACACAAUCUGGUCUAUGACAUGGGGAGGGCAAAUGAAACAUGGGAAUGGGUUAAUCUGUCCGAGAUCUCUCCUGAAGAUUUUCAGUGGGUAGGUGAGGAUCCCGGUAUCAAUAAUCAUGGGGGUUUUGGUGCAUCUGGUCGUGGGAUGAAUGGGUCUACAGGACGUGAUAGUGUUCCAGGAGCUGGAAGGGGUAGAGGAGCCACGAAGGGCCAAUCCAGAAAAAACUUUUUGCCAUCACAGAAUGGAAUAGGAAAGAAGGCCCCAGAUGAUAUACAAAUACUUCACACUGAGACACUGGUCAAAGAGGUGGAAAGGGUAUUCAGUGCAAAUCAUCCUGAUGCACUUGAAAUUGAGAAAGCCAAGAAAGUAUUGAAGGAUCAUGAGCAGUCUCUUAUUGAUGCACUUGAAAGAAUUGCAGAUCUUUCUGAUGGUGAAAGUGGUACUUCUCAAUAUUCAUACCAGAUUGCAGUACUAUCUGACAUUUCUUUCGUCUAAAAUAUUAGAAUAUUGUGGACGUUAUUUACGUGCUGAGUAUAGGAAUUUGCAUCGGUUCAGUUCUAGAUUUUUGUAUAUGCGAUUUGAAUUGAAUUACAUGUUAUAGGAAUUUCGGUGUCUAUAAGGAAUUUUGUUCAGCACUAGAUUAGUUUGGUCGAUUUGUAAAGUUCACUUCUGAAAGCUAGCAUUUCACCAUAUGCCUGGUAAUCUGCAAAUUUGAGUGUAAAUAGGAGAGAAGUACAAUGUUUUGGGAUGAAAGGAUUUGAUCCACUGAUUAUUAGUGUUGCAUGUGUGAAGUUGUUUCGAUUC
Messenger RNA from Lotus japonicus, 1883 nucleotides. Its product is annotated as protein EMSY-LIKE 3-like. Gene Ontology annotation, biological process: defense response to fungus. The record is from RefSeq and is a predicted model, not a curated record. Bases 177 to 1574 code for a protein of 465 amino acids. Lineage: Eukaryota; Viridiplantae; Streptophyta; Magnoliopsida; Fabales; Fabaceae. Gene Ontology annotation, cellular component: nucleus. The transcript is spliced from 10 exons.